AAAACAAAACAAAAAAAAAAAAAGACAAAUGUCCCUCCACGAAGCCCUCCAAGCACUCGGCCCAACAACAUGGGACGAAAUCCCCAAAUCCCAACCUGACCUCCGCGCCUACCUCUCCACCCUCGCCCAACAAGCCAGCACCAUCAUCGCCUCCGUCCCUGAACCUGCCCCUUCAUCCUCGCACGACGACGACGACCACCACCACCACCACAAGAAAGAGCAGCAGAAUAAGCACGGGCAUGCAUAUACAGUGACGCCGUCAUCCACCCGCCUUGGCACCACAAACCCCGAAAUCCUAUCGCUGCAGAAACAAUGGGGUAAACCGCUUAAACCGGGGAAUUCGCGUGAUAAUCCGCAGGAAAUCCCAUUGUUUAAGUUGCAGGCUGGUGAUGGGAAGGCGACGUGGUUUGGACGGAGGAGUGUGCAUGAGGGAAUGCCGUUUGGGCGGUGGAGGGGGAAGUUGUCUUCUGAGCUUGAGGAGACGCUGCGGUUGAAUGAGGGGAGGGUGGAGAAGGGGCUGGCGCCGGAUAAAGUUGUUAGGGGGUUGGGGGCUGCGAGGAGGGUCGAGAGUGUUGAUGUUCGUGAAGAGGGGGAGGGUGAGGGGGGGAAGGUGAUUGGGGGUGUCAAGGUUUAUGAUAUCUGUGCGCAUUUUCCUAAGCCUACUACAGCGAGGGAUUUCGUGCAGGUUAGUGUGAGUUGGGAGGAGGGUGUUGAUACGCUUGAGAAUGGUGAUGGAGGGACAAGACGGUGUCGGAGUUGGUUGUCGAUUUCAAAACCGUGCACGCAUCCGGAAUUGCCGCCUCAGGAUGGGUAUAUUCGGGGGCAGUAUGAUUCGUUGGAGUUUAUUAGGGAGGUUCCUCCCGUUUCUUCGGAUGAUGGGAAAAGUGUAACGGCGAGUGAUCCGAAUCUCGCCCAGCAUGAGGGUAUUUCGGAGUCGUCGAGAGACAGCAAGAAGGGGAGGAAGAGGGAGAAGACGGAUACUGCUGCGGAAGAGAAACAGAGUGAGGCUGCUGACAGCAUCGUUGAAGACAACGAGGCGAACCCCUACCCCGUUGAAUGGAUCAUGGUUACUAGAAGUGACCCCGGGGGAAGUAUCCCCCGGUGGGUGAUCGAAAAAGGAACACCCAAGAGUAUCUGGGGCGAUACAGUCAAGUUCAUUGACUGGGCUAGUCGCGAUGACGAGAAGGAUGAUAGUAAACCAUCCAGCUUGCACAGCGGCGCCAAGGGGUCCAACGUGAACAGAAUUCUCAGCAACGAAGACGAAGACGAAAAUGGAGAAGACGAGAUCCAUGAACAAGAACAGCGCAACGGCCUCAUCGCCAACUUUGCAUAUCUGCUAAAUGCAGGAAUAGAGCGCUACGCACCACAAGCUAUUCUCGACUACGUACCCUACCAGCGCAGAUCCUCACUCAGUUCUGACUCCGGUUCCGAAGAAUUUGACGACGCAUUGUCUACAGCAAGCACGCGGUCUAGUUUGAAACGGAGGAGUAGCUCCAAGACUCGCAGGGAAACAGAAUCGCAGAAAGAGGGCUCUGAUAUCAGCCAUACCAAUAUCGCGCCUGUUGAUCUAAUGCAGAUGGAUAAGAAAACCGGAAAGCUGAAUUCGCAUGAGAGACACCUGGCCAAACUUGCACAAAGGAAGCGCGAUGUCCAGGCUAAAUUGGAGGCUGUACGGACGGAGAUUGAAGCCUUGCGGUUAGACGCAAAUGCCAACGCUAAUGCUUCCGUCGAUGAAAAAGAGAAAGAAACAGACAAAGAAAAGGAAAAGAGAGAGAAACGGGAGAGAAAGGAGAAAGAGAAGCAGGAGAAGCAGGAGAGAGAAAGAGAGAAGAAAGAAGAAAAGGAGCGGGAGAAGAAAGAAAAGCAAGAAAAGCGCAAGAGCAGAAAAGCUGGAGAAGAACCUCCCGCCCCCGAAGUCCAAACACAACCCCAACCCGACGGCACAACAGCCCCAGACUCCGACUCCAAAAGCACAACCACAAACAACAACCAACCCCCUUCCGAAGAUCUCCCCCGCCCCAGCGAAAAACAAGAACGCCCCAAACACGCCCGCACAGUCUCAACAGCAUCGCACCGCUCCGCCGCGCAAAUCCACAAAGCAGCCUCCGGCCUCUUCGCCCAAGAAUCCAAACUUCUCAAACAACUCGGCAAGAUCGAGCAGGAUCAACUCAAGGAGGCAUCGAAGAUCGAAGCGAGACAAAAGAAACAGGUCGAGAAGGAGGAGAAAUCACGGUCGAGAAUGGAGAUGGAUGGGAUAAAGAAGGAGGUUGAUGAGCUGAAGAAGGAGGUUGAAAAGUUGAGGAAUGAAAGGCAGCAGUGGCAGGAUUUGGUGGCGAGUUUGCAGGGGGAGAAUCAGAGGUUAGGGGGGCAGGGGCAAGUUGAGAGUUAGGGUGGUUAAGUGGUUGAGAUUGGGGGAUGGACUUCUGGGUUUCUUGGAUGUAUAUUUGGAUGUAUAAUAGCGUGCCAUAGUAUGUAUUUGGAUUGAUAUUGUACAGUUUGUUUGAUUAAGAAGCGUUGAAUACAGAUUCCACUCAAACCUUCC
Messenger RNA from Aspergillus glaucus CBS 516.65, 2542 nucleotides. RefSeq lists its product as uncharacterized. The record is from RefSeq and is a predicted model, not a curated record. Lineage: Eukaryota; Fungi; Ascomycota; Eurotiomycetes; Eurotiales; Aspergillaceae. The transcript has a single exon. The coding region runs from base 29 to 2389 and encodes 786 amino acids.